Molecule: messenger RNA, 6409 nt
Organism: Lytechinus pictus (painted urchin)
Lineage: Eukaryota; Metazoa; Echinodermata; Echinoidea; Temnopleuroida; Toxopneustidae
Product: pyrroline-5-carboxylate reductase 1, mitochondrial-like
Exons: 6
Coding region: 137-964 (275 amino acids)
Biological process (GO): L-proline biosynthetic process
Molecular function (GO): pyrroline-5-carboxylate reductase activity
Source: RefSeq, a predicted model, not a curated record
UCACAUGUGAACCACGUGGCACGAUAUUUUGAGUGUCAGUGAUGAAAUUGCGCAAUCGUUUUGAUUAAUCGUGAAAUUAUAGCUGAAUCGGAAUAUUUUAACAUCAUUUUGUAGGAUCUCAUCGCGUCACCUCAUCAUGUCACUUGGCACAAUUGGAUUCAUCGGAGCAGGGAAAAUAGCCCAAACAAUUACAAAAGGGCUUUUAGCUGCAAAUGCUGUUGCUGCAGAAAGAAUAGUAGCUAGUGAUCCAGCCAGCCACAAUCUUAAAGUAUUAUCAGACUUGGGAACCCAGACUGCCACAAAUAAUGAGCAACUCCUCCAGAUUGCUGAUACCAUUUUCUUAGCCACCAAGCCAAACAUUGUUGGAAGGGUACUGAAAGAGAUUUCCCCACAUAUCAAGAAAGACCAUCUCGUAAUAUCACUAGCAGCAGGCAUCACCUUAGACUACUUACAAAAUAGCUUGCCGGAUGAGACAAGAGUGAUCCGUGCCAUGCCCAACACACCAUCUAUAAUCAUGGAGGGUGCAACCAUCUUCUCAGUUGGUCGGAAUGUCCAGGAGGGUGAUGGGAAAAUGUUCCAGUCAUUAAUCUCUCAGCUAGGGAUCUGCUUAGAAGGGGAUGAAACACUCAUUGAUGCAGCCAUGUCAGUCAGUGGGUGUGGACCUGCAUAUGCGUAUGUGGCCAUUGAUGCUUUAGCAGAUGGAGGAGUUAAGAUGGGACUACCACGAGAUGUUGCUAUCAAACUUAGCGCUCAGGCAUUAUUGGGCUCAUCCAAGAUGGUAUUAACAGGUGGUAAACACCCGUCCCAACUCAAAGAUGAAGUAUGUUCCCCGGCAGGGACCACCAUUGAUGCCAUUCAUGAACUCGAGAAAGGUGGCUUCCGACGAUGUCUGAUAGAGGCUGUAGAAGCAGCAUGCCUGAAAGCAAGGCGUCUCAAUGCAAUGCAACUUUACGAUAAAAAAUAGAUGCAGAGGCAAGUCAGUAUCUGCGUUUCAUCUGCGUGAGCAAGUUUGUUGGCUUCAUUUGGUUAUCUUUCUACAUGGGCUACGAAUUGGAAAAGCUGGUCUUGGGCACGCACUGUCCUCAAUCUAUGUUUUACAACACUUCUAUUUUCAUGAUAGACGCUGUUCUAACUACAGGUGUUAACACAAUGACCAGGUUGAGGUUAUUCUAGUCCCAGAAUUAGCAACUGAUCUAUGUUUGGGUAUAGAUACUGUUGGUGGGAUUUAGAUACUGGUCGAAUCCUGGGUGAAUAUUAAGAUUAAAAUCUGGGAUGCUACUCUAAUUGAGGUUGUAUGGUGAGGCUCAGUUGUAAAUGCCAUGGUAGCAGGGCUCAACAGCUAAAUAUAAAAACAAGAUGGUAUUAAUCAUGGCAGUAGUAUUACCAUUAUGGUUCUUGUGCACCACGGCCAUUCAGUGUUGUGCUCAAUAAAGUAAAAAUGGACUCCAAAGUCAUUCACUUUCUAAACUUAGUCCAGGCUUAUGAGGAUAUUGGCAAGGCAUAUGUUCACUGUGGAUGUGCUCUUAACAGAUAAGGCUGAAAAUACAAGUGCAUUAUGUGUAAUAUGAGGAGACACACCAUUUAUCAUGUUCCAAAAUUCUUGUCAUACCUUUUAUGACUUUUUAUCUUUAAUACAUAGGUACCACAUUUUCAUUAGAAUUCAAUGAAUUUCAAAUUUUAAAUCUGCUAAAUUGGUAUGAUAUUUCAUAUUUCUUCAUAUAUUUUAAUCAUCUGACAGUUUUGUCUCACCUGCAUAGCAGAGUGAGACUGUAGGCGCCGCUUUUCCGACGGCGGCGGCGUCAACACCAAAUCUUAACUGAAGGUUAAAGGACAAGUCCACUCCAGCAAAAAGUUUGUUUGAAUAAAAAGAGAAAAAUCCAACAAGUAUAACACUGAAAAUUUCAUCAAAAUCGGAUGUAAAAUAAGAAAGUUAUGAUUUUAUAAAGUUUCGCUUAAUUUCACAAAACAGUUAUAUGCACAUCCUAGUUGGUAUGCAAAUGAGGGGACUGAUGACGUCAUCCACUCACUAUUUCUUUUGUAUUUUAUUAUAUGAAAUAUGAAAUAUUCUAAUUUUCUCCCCAUUGUCAAGUGAAACAAGGAUUAAUUCCUCCCGGAACAUGUGGAAUUAGCAUUGUUUAGUACUAUAUGGUUCAGUCAAGUUGGUCCUCAUUGUCAAAUCUGUGAAAAAUGAAAUAUUGUAUAAUUCAAACAAUAAAAAAAAAAAAAAAAUAGUGAGUGAUGGACAUCAUUGACUGAAUGUCACUGAGUUGUGAAUAUCACUGUUUUGUGAUAAAUAAGCGAAACUUUAAAAUGCCAUAACUUUUUUAUUUUACAGCCGAUUUUAAUAAAAUAUUCAGCUUUAUGCUAGUUUGAUUUUUCUCUAUUUAUUCAAGCAACAUUUUUCUGGGGUAGACUUGACCUUUAAGUUUUUGAAAUGACAGCAUAACUUAGAAAGUAUAUGGACCUAGUUCAUGAAACUUGAUCAUAAGGUUAAUCAAGUAUUACUGAACAUCCUGCCUGAGUUUCAAGUCACAUGAUCAAGGUCAUUUAAGGUCAGUGAACUUUGGCCAAGUUGGGGGUAUUUGUUGAAUUACCAUCAUAACUUUGAAAUUUUAUUGGUCUAGUACAUAAAACUUGGACAUAAGAGUAAUCAAAUAUCACUGAACAUCCUUUGCGAAUUUCAGGUCACAUGAUCAAGAUCAAAGGUCAAUGAACUUUGGCCAUGUUGGGGGUAUCUGUUGAAUUACCAUCAUAACUUUGAAAGUCUAUGGAUCUGAUUCAUGAAACUUGGACAUUAGAGUAAUCGAGUAUCACUGAACAUCCUGUGCGAGUUUCAGGUCACAUGACCAAGGUCGAAGGUCAUUUAAGGUCAAUGAACUUUGGCCAUGUUGGUGGUAUUUGUUGAAUUACCAUCAUAACUCUGUAAGUGUAUUGGUCUAGUUCAUAAAACUAGGACAUGAGAGUAAUCAAGUAUCACUGAACAUCUCAUGCGAGUUUCAGGUCACAUGACCAAAUUCAAAGGUCAUUUAAGGUCAUUGAACUUUGGCCAUUUUGGAGGUCAUUAUGAGAUUGCUGUCAUAACUUUCAAAGUUUAUAGAUAAAGUGUAUAAAAUGUUGAUAUCAGGGUAAUCAAGUAUCAAUGACAAGUCUUAGGUCAAAUGUCAUUUAUUGUAAAUGAACGUAGUAUUGUAUCAUUAUAUGAAUGGUGUUUUUUGUGAAUAAUUAUUUCAUAGUAGUUUUCAAAGUCAGCACUGCUGCUAUAUAGAAUCACGUGAUGCAGGUGAGACUGCCAGAGGCGCUCCACUUGUUUUUUAUGUUAUCAUACUUCAUUCUUAGUAUUCAUUACAUUCCUUUUGGUUUCCUUUAAUGAUACUCAGUAUAAUACUGAUUUUAUAUAGUUGCUUUUGAAAUUUGCCAAGCUUGCAAAGUUUACAUGUUUAACAUUAUGCAUUGAGAAGAUAAGGUUUUGUAAAACGAUGACGAAUUCAUCAUCCAAGGUUUUUCAGGGUUUUUUUUUAAAAGAAAGAACAAAUAGUUGUUACAUACAUGUACAUGUACCUGCCAACCUUUGAAGACUAAAAAUAAUAAUCCUUUUUUACUUCUACCCUGUCAUAGAAUUGUUUCAAGUUACACUGCUCUCCAUACUCUCUGAUGUAUUUGCGUACUGCUUGGCCAACAAACAACUCUUCAUUUCUUUUCUGAUUGCUUUCAUCUGUGAACUCUACUUCAUACACUUUUGAAUGAGCAAUAACUUCUGGUUUCACAAAUCGAACAAGCAGUGACUUCAUUUGGUUGCACAUAACAUUAUGCAUUACAUGAAUACAUGGUUUAUCUUUCUGAAGGAUCAGGUUACUGUCAUCGUACAAAGAAAUGGUAUUAAAAAAGAGACAAUAUAGUUUUGUGUUAGGGUCUGUCAUCUUCACUACACGCUCAGGUUUUGAUUCAACUAUUGUAACUUUAGCCCCACCUGCAGGUUGACGUGUUGCAGCGGAAGAUCGUUUUGAAGCAGAUUUUCCAGUCUCUUUUGCAGCUGAUUUUGCAGUUGGUCUUGUGGAAGAUGACUUUCUAAAGAACAGGUUUAAUGCUGUAGAAAGACCUGAAUUAUCCUUACUGGUGCUUGUAGCAGACUUCAAUGGUGUAAAUUUAGCAGGACCACUCAAAGUACUAAUCUUUGUAGCACACUGGUUGCUAGUUGAGCUAGAAGUUCCCUUCAUUGUGCUGGUUCUUGAGAACUGGAUGAUGUUGAUUUAUCAUGUACAUUUGAUGUUCCAGACUUGGUGGUGCUUUGGUUGCAAGUUGAACUAGAAGCAACAAGCAGUGUCUUCUUGGGAAUCUUGUAACAUGUACUAGAUUUUGCAGAACUUGUUCCUUGGAGUGUUGAUCUAGUAGGACCAUGUGAACUGCCAGGUUUUACAGCAGGGGUCACCGAUGUGCCUUGCUUGGUAGAGGUAGCCAAACUUGGCGAUGAUCAUACCGACUUGGGUUUUUGUUUCUUUCUUUCUUGUUCCCCUUCUUGUGUGACUCUCUGUCGUUUUGUCCCACUUGUCUUUUCUCUCUCUCCUUCAAAGAAAGGGAUAAUCGCAUCCCACUGCUCCAGGAGUCUAAUGAUGCACUGUCCGAGUGAAAGCCAACGUGUGGACACAUGCUUGAUGAUCUUGUGCUGGGGAAGAUUUUUCUUGUCUUGGACGGAUUUGAAUUCUUGCUUCCUCUUGCUGCUCUUUUCCAGAUGAUAAUAAAUAUCGAUGAGCAAGUCCUCUACUCUACACAGGUACCCGUUUUGCUGCUUUCUCAGCCGCAAGAUGCAUCAAAUGACAAGGGCAGCCUACAAGAAUGCAAAUAGAAAACAAAUGAGAAUAUAUUUAAAUAUUUUCAAAUUGGAAAAGAAAUAUCAAAACUCUGUCCAUCACUUAGGCCUUUUUAUAUUAUACCAGAUCUGCACUGUAGCUGCAAGAUAUUCAACCAACCAUUCCAAUAAUAAGACAAGCGGAGACUACUAUAUUUUGACUGCAUAUUCAAAAUUAUAACAAAGACUAUUUGUUUUAUUUCUUGUCUUCAUUUCAUUUUGUAUUUAUCUUAUAUUUUAUUGGUUGGAAACAGGUUUUCCUCUGGAAUGCCCUGAAACUAAGCUGUGGAAAUGAACACCACACACACAAAUAUGUUUAAUGAUCAGCACAAGCAUUUCUUUCAUUUAUAUCUCGUUUAUGUUUUUUUGUAUGUUCAGUUUUGCUCUUAAUAACAUUAAAGAUCUAGACCUACACUACUUUAUUUAGUAUGGUAUUCACAAAGACUCACCAGAAAUGUACAUAGAUGGAGCACGCUUGAGUAGAAACGCCGCUACACCUUUGAACUUGCCCAACAUCACCGACGCAUUGUCCGCGGAGAAGGAUACCAGAUUUUCAAACGGAAUUUCCAGUUCCUGUAGUUCUGCCUCCAAAAGCUUGAAUAUGUUCUCCCCUGUAGAUGGCUUAUUACACUCCUUCAACGAGAGAAGAACUGACAAGGUACGACCCUCAUCCGGGUCAAAAUACCGCACACAUAUUGGGUACAACUUGACAUCAUCAUAGUCCGUAGACCCAUCCGUUGCCAAACUGAAUGGCGAUACCUUGAUGACAUCGACAAUUUUUUUCCUGGAAUCUUUACCAAGGGUAUUGGUGAUGCAGCCUGUCUUUGUGCGCCCACAUCCAUACUUUUUUGCGAUGGCCGAAUCGGGAAACAUUUUCCGAAACAGUUUAUUACAGUGGUCAGCAACACUGAGUGGCCAACUAUGUUCAACAAUGAAUUCGGUCAUCAAAACCUCUGCAUUAAUUACACUCGUGUCCGAAUCUACCGUGAAGUAACUGUUUAAUGAUCUACCACUGGUUGCCUCACUAGUGGCUUGAUGCUUUUUUGUCUUGAUAUGUUUCUCGAUGUCAUGGAGUCCACCGUGACUGAUGCAGAAAUCGCUGGAACAGCAUUUGCAAAAUGCAUAGUGAACUCCCAGUUUGGAGCUUGUCAAUACAGGAAACCUCUCGGAGUAUUCAGCCCGAUAUUUCGGGGUAGAUUUCUUGGUAGAUUUGCUCAUUUUGCCAUUUCAGGUGUACUGGUAGCAAUCAAAAUCAUGGGCAAAUCAAGGAAAUCAUUGCUGCUCCACUGCAAAAUAUAUGUGCUGAACUGAACGCAUACAGCAAUCACUCGCACGUUUUCACAUAACAGUCCCAUAUGUAGUAAUCCACAUAGUUUGUACGGUAAAUUUGCACGCGAAACACACAUCGCAAGUAUUGCGUCGCAUGUAGUCACGUCUACCCACACGUACACACGAACAUACGCACGCAAUCCCCCCGCUCGUAUUACACUCGCUACAAAACGUUGGAAUUACGAUUCGGCUGCGUUGUUAGACUUGAAGUCCAGUCGUUGUAGACAUUUUAUUUUU